This is a messenger RNA of Ceraceosorus guamensis, 399 nucleotides long. RefSeq lists its product as hypothetical. The record is from RefSeq and is a predicted model, not a curated record. NCBI's taxonomy places the organism in Eukaryota, Fungi, Basidiomycota, Exobasidiomycetes, Ceraceosorales, Ceraceosoraceae. Bases 1 to 399 code for a protein of 132 amino acids. The transcript has a single exon.
AUGUCGUUCGUCGCUCACACUGCUGUCGUUGAGAGGAAGCAGUGGUUGGCAGCGGAACGGCGAGCCAUCACCGCUUUCGCUUUCUGGGUCCUCUUUCCUGGUCUUGCGCUCCUCGUGCCAUGGUUUAUGCUCAAAUUCGGCUCUCGUUCAGCUCGGCCUUCGAUAGUGUACACGACCGCAAUCUUUGUGCACGGCUUUCUUCUUUUCGACUUAUACGAGCAUGAAUAUUUCGGUAGGGGCAAGGGGCCUGUGGGUGACUCUGAGAUGGCGUUCUCUAUCUGUACGGGACUCGAGACGAUCUGCUUUAUCAGCGCGGCUGGGAUUUAUUUUCUGGACCUCAACGAGAGACGUUCUCGUAGCAUUUCACAGGAGGCGAAGGAGCGGAGAAGGGCUACCUAG